ACAAGAACCCCUCAAAAUUGAUCAGUGGAAAGACAAGAAGAGAGCAAGUAUGCUCCAAUGCCAAGUGUUCUCUGUGCCCCAAAAUUGCCCAGCCUUUAGGAGUAACAUUGUAUACAAGUUGAGUUUAAGGCUGACACUGCAUUAUUCAUAAUGGGGACACCCCUGGAUAUUCCCCUAGAGCUGGGAAAGACGUCAUUAACAUAAACAUUACCUAAUACUUUACUAUGCUGCCAGAUCAGCACAGCAUUACUCGAGUCUCAACAUUUUCGACACUUACAUACGUGCCAAUGUAUUGCACAAUCCCCAAGACAGUAUGCACUUCGUAUGUACGUCACUGCACGUCAAAUUACAUGCCAUAUAUGCAACAACAGUUACAUCAUCAUUCUCUAUAAAUUAAGAACGGAGGUUUUAGUAGUUGCAAGGAAGAUAUUGUCACCUCAAGAGAUAGAAAAACUAUAGACUGAUAGCACAGUGUCUGCAAAGAAGCCAGGAUGUCUUACAAGAGAGAGGAGCAGUUUCUGAGGGACCAACGCCAGCUGUCGUUUGACAACAGUGCAAGUUCAAGUGAAGAUGAAGAGAUAGAUUAUGAGCAGCAGUGGACCAGAGGUGGUCCACAAGGAGCCAACAACACUUGUGAGGUGCCAGGCUGUACGACUCCAAACGAUCGCGUGCAGCCCGUUCAGACAUGCAGUGGCACUGAGUACCGUUGCUACAACCAUCGAUCUUCCUGCACCCUCUCUGCCGAAUGAGGACUAAAACUUAUCCCGAACACAAUGCUUGAAUUGGCUAUUAAUUAAGGGGUAGAUUGACAUGUAGUCUGUAUUGUAGUUAUUUCUGAACAAACUUCCCCGGCACUGCUGGUAAAGCAGUUUGUUUAAAUAGAGACGAACACCACACAUGAAUAUAACAGUGGAGCUCUUAGGAGAAUUGAUGGAGUUCAUCUAGUGGGGCAAGGGCAUAAUUUGUGAAUUCUUUGCCCAUUUUCACUUCUUUACAUUGACAUGGAAGUUCUUUGCCAACGUUUACAUAAGCUCUUCACACUUAACACUGCAUAACUUAGCAAGGGAUAUACCUGGGUAUGCCCCUAAUUAAUACACUAUUUCGCCAUUGGUAUUGCACAAUGUACAUUCCAUUCGAAAGAACAAACAAAAUCUAACACCCAGGGAAAACAGGUGCAAGUUACAAACAACAACUGUAGGCUAGAGGAGGAACAUGUCUGGGAUUGUUUUGUAGACUCAGGAGAGAGACGGACCAGGUAAUAAACCCCAGUGAUCACAGGGUCUCAAUGUACAUGGUCGAUUACAGCCUAUAAAUCUGUAUGGUUCUGAUGAAGACAUAUGUUCUAUAUUAGUCUCCUUCAUGAACCCAUCAAAGAAGAAGACAAGAACAGAGCAUAAGAGUAAUGCCAACAUGCCAAAUGCCCUGUGUACUUCACACAAAGGACCUUGUCAGCCACAUAUUGCCCAGCCUCUAGGAGGCUGCUUCGAUAACAUGGCGUACAAGUUGUGUUUAACGCCGACACUGCAUUAUUCAUAAGGGGAUAUCCCUGGAUAUUUCCCUACAACCGAGAGCGACAUCAUGAACAUAAACAGUAAACACACUUUCACUCUGCUGCCAGAUCAGCACCGCAUUACUCGAGUUUCAACAUUUUGGACACUUGUAUACGUACGUGCCAAUGUAUUGCACAAUCUGCAAGACAGUAAGCACUUUGUACGUAUGUCACGCACUGUACGUCACAUGCCAUAUAUGCAACAACAGUUACAUCAUCAUUCUCUAUAAAUUAAGAACGGAGGUUUUAGUAGUUGCAAGGAAGGUAUUGUCACCUCAAGAGAUAGAAAAGUGAGUUCAACAAGAGAAGUAUUGCAUGCAGUAAUACAGAAGUAGAUUGCAGGCAGUAAUACAGAAGAAAGUAGUCCAGAAAGUCAGAUAGUGUGUAUCUCACUGUUCGUAGACUAUAGACUGAUAGCACAGUGUUCACAAAGAAGCCAGGAUGUCUUACAAGAGAGAGGAGCAGGUUAUUAUUAGUGCAAUGGUCGCAUGGUCAACAAGGCAAAAUUUGUAUUACAUCUACACAGUUUCUGAGGGACCAACGUCAGCUGUCGUUUGACAAAGUAAGUUAUAAGACUGUAGCUUCCAGUCGGUUAUAUUAUGCACUUGUAAACACUUGAUUCAUAGAGUGCAAGUUCAAGUGAAGAUGAAGAGAUAGAUUAUGAGCAGCAGUGGACCAGAGGUGGUCCACAAGGAGCCAAUGACGAA
Geodia barretti is the source of this 2256-nucleotide messenger RNA. The record is from the annotation of a GenBank genome assembly. NCBI's taxonomy places the organism in Eukaryota, Metazoa, Porifera, Demospongiae, Tetractinellida, Geodiidae.